Molecule: messenger RNA, 3340 nt
Organism: Cucurbita pepo subsp. pepo (vegetable marrow)
Lineage: Eukaryota; Viridiplantae; Streptophyta; Magnoliopsida; Cucurbitales; Cucurbitaceae
Source: RefSeq, a predicted model, not a curated record
GAGAGAUUUGUUUGUUUGCUUAAUCAGCUAUGAGCGCGAGGCAAAGGCGCGUCGUCUUGCCGGAGGGAAUGGGCGGGAAGGAUAGCUGCAAUCGGAAUUCCUAAGAGCUACUGGUUCGAACGAAUCAAUGUAAUUCGAUAUUGUUUGUAAGUUGCAAGAAUUCGACGAAGAUGAGCGGCAGCUUGAACGACGAUAGUUUCCAUCAAGAUCUUCAACCCCGAGCCAAUAAUGUUUCCGACUAUUUAUCGCACCAGCUUCAACCUCCGCAGCCGCCGCCUCGUCGUCCUCGUGGUUUUGCCGCCACCGCUGCUGCUAUAGGACAGACAACUUCCACGGCUUCUGCUACUGGCGGCAAGGCAAAGAGAGAGAGAGAGAAGGAAAAAGAGCGGACGAAGCUUCGUGAGCGCCAUCGCCGAGCCAUUACUAGUCGAAUACUGGCGGGACUCCGCCAGUAUGGUAACUUCCCCCUUCCUGCUCGCGCUGAUAUGAAUGAUGUGCUGGCCGCGCUUGCUAGGGAGGCUGGUUGGGUUGUCGAGGUCGAUGGCACCACAUACAGGCACUCCACUCCGCCUUCUCAGUCCCAAGAGGCAGCAUUUCCUGUAAGGUCAGGUGAAAGCCCUAUCUCAUCCGUUUCUUUUAAGAGUUGCUCUAUUAAAGCAGCUUUAGAUUGUCAGCCAUCUGUUCAUAGAAUUGAUGAGAGCUUAUCUCCAGCAUCUUUAGAUUCGGUUGUUAUCACGGAAAGAGAUGCAAAGAAUGAGAAGUAUGCAGCUUUGAGCCCUCUUAACUCAGCUCACUGCCUGGAAGAUCAGCUUAUACAAGAUAUUCGCCCUAGGGAGAAUGAGAGUCAAUUCGGAGGCACUCCUUAUGUCCCUGUUUAUGUAACGCUUUCAACUGGUUUUAUAAACAACUUCUGUCUGUUGAUUGAUCCUGAUGGCGUUAGACAGGAGUUAAGUCAUUUGAAAGCACUAAAUGUUGAUGGUGUUAUUGUGGAUUGUUGGUGGGGUAUCAUAGAAGCUUGGAACCCACAGAAGUAUGUGUGGUCUGGCUAUAGAGACCUUUUUAACAUCAUACGAGAAUUCAAGCUGAAAUUGCAGGUUGUGAUGGCAUUCCAUGCAUGUGAGGGAACUGAAUCUGGUGAUGCAUUUAUCAACCUCCCACAAUGGGUUUUGGAGAUAGGGAAGGAAAACCCCGAUAUAUUCUUUACAGAUCGUGAAGGAAGGAGGAAUGAGGAUUGUCUAUCUUGGGGCAUUGACAAAGAGAGAGUUUUAAGAGGAAGAACUGGCAUGGAGGUCUAUUUUGACUUCAUGCGAAGCUUUCAUACUGAGUUCAAUGAUUUGUUUGCUGAGGGUUUUGUCUCUGCGAUUGAAGUAGGACUGGGGGCAUCUGGAGAGCUAAAAUAUCCUUCUUUCUCAAAAAGAAUGGGAUGGAGCUAUCCUGGUAUUGGUGAGUUUCAGUGUUAUGAUAAGUAUCUACAACAGAGUCUGCGCAAAGCUGCUGGGCUUCGUGGUCACUCAUUCUGGGCUAGAGGACCUGAUAAUUCUGGACAAUACAAUUCUAGACCACAUGAAUCAGGGUUCUUCUGUGAACGAGGUGAUUAUGAUAGUUACUAUGGGCGCUUUUUCCUCCAAUGGUAUGCGCAGAUGCUGAUAUAUCAUGUAGAUAAUGUCUUGUCUCUUGCAAGCCUUGUCUUUGAGGAAACAAAAUUUAUCGUUAAGAUUCCUGCAGUUUAUUGGUGGUACAAAACUUCUAGUCAUGCGGCAGAGCUCACAGCUGGGUUUUAUAACCCCUCUAACCAAGAUGGUUACUCCCCUGUUUUAGAUGUUCUGAAGAAACACUCUGUAAUAGUCAAACUCGUAUGCUCUGGCAUGCCAGUUACUGGUCAGGAAGUGGAUGAUGCAUUGGCUGAUCCAGAAAGUUUGAGUUGGCAGAUUUUAAAUUCUGCUUGGGAUCGAGGCUUAGCUGUAGCUGGUGAAAAUUCCCUUUCGUGCUAUGACAGAGAAGGACAUAUGAGAAUUAUUGAUAUGGCAAAACCGAGGAAUGACCCUGAUCGCCAUCAUUUCUCUUUCUUUGCAUAUCGUCAGCAGCCUGCUGCUUUGAUUCAAGGAGCGGUUUGCUUUCCGGAGUUGGACUACUUCAUUAAGUGCAUGCAUGGCGAGAUAGUAGACGAUUUGGUGCCCUGUUGAAGUGCAAAAUUCUUACUCAUACAUGGAUUGCAAACUGUAGCUACCGUUCUAGACAUGUUCAGGUAAAUUAUUGUCAUCUCAAACCUCGUAAAAGAGCAUAGUGAUUGUAAAUUUCAUCUUCUAUGCGUCGUUUUUUAAGUUGCUGCCUUUGAAUGAUGAACCCAUUAGAGUUUGUUAGUGACCGUUCAGCUGGGAAAAUUUAGUUGGUUUAAAAUAUAUAUCAUGGCUUCAAACUUCAACCCCAUUUAUAUCUGUCCAGAAAAAAAGGAAAAAAAAUCCCUUAGCUUUGUGGUUGAUGUCUUCAACUUCUCUCUCUAGAAGUUGUGGUUAACCUUCAAGCUUAUGGAUGAGAGUCGAUGUUUAAGGUAGAGAGAGCUAUGAAAUAUAAGAUCAUUUUUCUUUCAUGAGGGUUUUCAAGAAUAGGUAAUGACUUUGGAGUCAACGUGGACUAAAAUCUUGCCUUCCUUUCCUUUGUCUCCCAGAUUUGUACACUUUUAGUUCUUAGACUCUUAGGUUAGUGAGUAAUAUAUCUUUAAAUGAUCUAAUAAGCCUUAAGCUUACUAUACAGAAAAAGACUUGAUAAACAUUUUUUAGAGUUUUAAGAGAAAAAACAGGAAGAAAAAUCUAGUGGUUGGGGUAAAGAACUCUUUAUCUUCUCUCUUUAGAAAUCUUGGACACUCUCACUCAUUACUACAAUGGAGAGAAUCAGUUUUUUUAGAGUUAAAAUUGCCAUUGGUGUUUACCGAUUCUUUUAGGCAUAAACUAUAAUUAACAUUAUGUACCAAUCCUGGGGAGAGAGCUGUUAUUGAACGGCCGAAGGGCUCGAAGUUCUCUCCCUAACAUUUUUUUAUCAUUUUGUUAAAUGGUUUUUUUUUUUCAGUUAAUUAAUUAAAGACAACACAUUUUGAUUUCUUAGCUUAUAGAAAAUAAUGAAGUGAAAUCAUGUUUGGUAAUGUUUAUUUAUUUAUUUUUAAUGUUUGCAGCAGUUAGAGAAAUAUAAGAGGGAAAUUUAUGGGGUAUCAACAUUGGUAGAAAUUUAUGCUUCGUAGAGAUAUAAAUGCAGUAAAAGGUAAUUAAAGAGAGAAAGUUACAGGGAUGAAAUGUUAGGAAGAAAGAAAAGCUUAGAGAGAAAGCAAAGGGAAAAGAUAAGAGAGGGG